AUGGAAAUACCUGAACACUUAUAUAAUUGGCUACUCAACAUCGGCCUUUUCUCUCAAACCACCUAUCCAAACAUGCCUAACACGAUCCCUGAAAGCCUCGUGCUAAAUUUAGAAAGUGGCCAGAGUUUUAAAGUCAUUUUAAAAAGACUGAACCAAAUUAAGGUAACCGACAUAUAGAAUAAUCUUGACCGUCUGAAAACUCCUAUGCCAGAAAUCAACACAAUCAAGCAGGUGAAUUCUCCAUCUGGGAAACUUUAUAACUGGAAUGUUCUAAUACCAGCUUUAGAGUUAUUUAGCAUUCAUGUGGAUCCAGAUACAAAAAGUUUAAUAAUUGCUGGGGAUAGAGAUAUGCUGAUAGAAGUUUUAAAUCAAAUUUAUAAUGUAGAGGUCGGCUUGAAGGAAAAUAAUGAAAAUAGAAAUUAUAGGGGUCAUAUAAAAUUGUCCAUGAAAGCAUUGAGAUUUGCUCAGCAAGCUUUUUUUGACAAGAUAUUUAUAGAAAUAUAAUUAUAUCAUCCAUUAUUGUGUCAAUUUUUAUAAAUCCUUUUCUUACCAUAAUAAUGGAAUGGUUUCAAACUUCUUGCAUUUUCCAUUAUAUCUUUAAAAUUAUUUAUUUCAUUGAUAGAGGCUAAAUUAAGGCAAAAUCCUAUAUAAUAAACCUCAGCCAUCAAGCAGUGAAGAAGGGCUUGCUAUUGACCAGCUUAAUACUACAAAGCCACUAUUCGAAGCUGAUACUUGUUUAGAGUACCUAAUAGUUUCUCUCUGCAAAGACUUCGAACUAAAACCUAAACAAGGAGCUGGCCUAUUAGCCCAGGGCUACAAAUACUUAGCUCAUAUCAUAGCAAAAGGGCUGAAAGGCAGUUUCGAGCCUGUUAUGCUAUGAUAUCAAGACAUAUAUUCAAACACCCAAAGACUCGCUGAAUUAGUAUCAAAUGAACUUGACUCAGGAGCCAUGAACUUCGUAAUGUCAGCCCUUAAGCCAGGCUUAAUCUCUAAAGAUAUAGAAAUCAUUGAAUGGACGCUCCGAGUCUUUUCUAAGCUUGCCUUAGAAUUUUCAGAAAUCGGGCUCUUAGAAGCAGCUUGGAAGUGGUUCACAGGCGACCAAAUCUACAGUAUUAAUAAAAUGGUGUCUCGGCACGGGCAUUUGAUGGGAGGCAAUGAAGCCUCGAGCAUAUUUUGAUUAUGCCCGCAAGGGUUCUAAAAACCAGAAAUUGGCAGCUAUGCUAGGGAGCAAUUUUGGUAAUGCACAGAACCUAGCCCUAGUCAGCUUUCAGGAUUGGAUUUUCCUCGAGAGAAAAGGUGAGCUCAGAGUUGGAGAAGGAAAGCCCAGCGAAGUCUACAGACAAUUCCUAGGUCAUUUAGGCAUCUUCCUAGCGUGGAACUGGGAGUUACGCCCAGCUUUUUGUUUUCCUUUUUAGAGAGAGUUGGCCAGAAAUUCCAUUUUUUGGGAUUUUUGUGCGGACAACCUUCGCUCAACUCAAGCAUCAGCCAUAAAGUCUACUGCCUUCCAUUCAACACAAGGCAAGGAGGAGACGGAGAUGCAGAAUUCUUCUUCGCAGACUCCAUGACGUCAGGCGGUGAAGAAAAAAUAGUGCUUCAGCAGAUACUCUUCCUGCUAGUCAUCUAGCUCGAAGAACUUCUUCCUAUCUACAUUCCAAAGAGGAGUGAACGCCCUUCAGGGAUCCUUGGUGACUUGUUACAAAUAGGCAGCAGCCAAACCUGUCAUAAGUUUACUUUUAAUACCAAUCUGCGCUAGAAAUGUGCAUCCAUUCUCUUAAACGUGUAGGAUCUGAGCUAUAUUCAGGAGUAAUAGAGCUGUUUUUGCAGAUUGGCCAAGGCAACUUUAUUGAGCUUUUCACCCUUCACAUCAGAAAUAUAAUGACCAACACUACAGAAUACAUCAACUUAAUGAGCGAUUUUUUGCCUUUUUUAAGUGAAAGUGAAAGCAUUUUCCAAGAAAUUAUCAGCUCUGGCGUCAUUGCAUACUGAAGAGAGCUAGGCAUAAGAGAAGCAGACUCAAAUGGUAUUGACAAUUAUAACCAAAGAGUACCAGCCAUUAAUUUUCUUGUCAGCAUCAUUACUCAGCUUUACAGCAAAAUAAGUGAAAACGAAUUACUGAUCAAUUCAAUUAUAUCUUUCCUUAACAGGGUAUCAAGAGACCAAAGCUUCUGCUUAAAAUGCAUAGCGAUAGCUCAGCUUUUUAACCUCCUCGAAUUUUUUGCUAACCAAGAAAGCCAGUUUGCCCCUAUAGUUUACCGUGCAUUAACAUUUUUGUUGCUAGAAAAUUACUCAUCAAGUAUGAUGAGGGAAUUUAUGACAGAAAAUUUCAGAAUUAUUUUUAAAAAUAACCAAGCUAUCCCAAUCAGCAUUUUACUAGACCCAUUAAUUAAAAAGCUGCAAGUAUAUGAAGAGGAUUAUUUUUCAUUUGAUUUUGAUUUUUUAAUCACUAUUGCUCAACAUCCACGGCUGCUAAUCCAGCAUGCUAUACAACUAAUUGAUAUUCUUGGAAAAGUUUAUGUGAAUAGCUUAAUUUUUUGUAAAGCUAGCGGAGUCCCGUUUACGUAUCUUGCUGCAAGAUUUAUUGAGCAAACUGUGAUGCAGGAGUAUUUGUAUAUGUUUGUGAGAUAUUCUCUUAAUUUAGUCCUGUCUGCUGAACAAAAUAAGUCAAAUCCUGAGUUAAAGCAACUUAGAAAUUCUAUAAUGGAUUUAAUUAGUUGAAUAAUACAGCAAUGGCAGGACGGGCUAAAUGACAAAAUUCGCCAACUUCUGCUUCAAACAAAUUUCGCUUAUUAUCAGCUUUACAGCACAAAUUGUAAAUCAAUUAUUUUUGUGCUAACUCCCCCCGCUGCGUUAGUGAACAAAACCAUUAGAAAAAUUGCUAUUUUUUUCCCAAAAACCCACCCUCCGUGGUGAACAAAAAUUUUUUUUUAUAGAAAAAAUUUUUAAUUGAAAAAGAUUUUGAUAUAUAAUUGAUAAUUAGUAUAAUGAAAUCUAGAGCUAAUUCUGUUUAAUUUUAAACAAAUUGCGUUUUAAAAUAUAAAUUUUAUAAAUUAAAUUAAUAUUUGCAUCCCAAUUUUUGCAAAUGAGGAUUUUUUUAAAUUUCAAAAUAAAUAUUUUCUAUAAAAUUUAUAUAUAAAUUUUUUUAAAACAAAAUUAACCCCCUCCAUAAGUGAACAAAAUUUUUUUGUUCACUCACAGAGGGGCGGAGUAAGCCUACUAGGUGAUACUGAUAACUUAUUAAGAGAUUUUCAAACUGAAAACCCUGGGCUUUUUGCACCAGAGCCUCAAGAGGAUCCUGAAGAAAUAAAAGAAGAGGCUCAUAGAGAAGAAGAAGAUCAGGUAGAAAAUAAUUAUCAAAUUGUAGUAUAUGAUGAAAAAACUAGAGAAAAAGAAAAGCAACGAAAGGUCCAUACAUGGAAUACGGCUAUAGAAGAAAUUGAAAAAGCGAAAAAGAAAAGACUGAGCAUCGAUAGAAGGCUAAAAGAAGAAGAAGAAAAAAAAUUGAAAAGGCUAAAAUUUAAAAAGAAAAAAAUAAAAAAACAAUUAGAAGUCAGAAAAAUUGAACAAGGCAGAGCCAGAGAAAAUAAUGAAGUAGCGCUGUACGAUGAGGGGACUGUUAUCAAAUAUACAACAGUACCAGAAGAUAUUGUUAUAAGAGAAUUCAGUGAAGCAGAAAUUGAUGAAGAAAACGCAGUUAGGCUGCUACUAAAAAAAUACUCCAGAUUAUUAAAAGUUUUAUUUCAAAAUUAUUCAGGUACCGGAUAUGUGAGAAAGCGGCAAACUAACUCAGACUUCGACUGGCUAGCAGAAAGAAAAAGCAGGAUUACUGAGUCAGAAUAUAUAAAAAUCCUUAAAGAUCAUGGCGUGAUCCCUAAAUUAAUGACAAAAGUGGAGCUCAGGUUUCUCUUUAAAGCUUACAACCUUAAAAUCCUGAAACUCUCUGAGGUAGAUUUUGUAGACUAUGAAGGCUUUAAAGGUCUUUUCUGCCAAAUUGCUUAUUUCUGCUUCUCAAGAGGCUCAAAAGACUACUCACAUUUGCCUGCAGUCGUUUCAGCAAAAAGUUUGCUUGACCAUAUGAGGGAAGACCUUGUCCAAAAAAAUAUUUCUACAGAGCUAUAUGAUGAGCCAGACCCUGGAAGAGGCGACAAGGAUAUCAUCAAAGCUUUAAAUGCAAAAUUAAAAGAAGAUCCUGAUACCCCUAUGCCUGAUGGAUACCAAAGAGUUGAAGAUUUAAAUAUGGAGCUGUUUUAUAAUGUCCCAGAAAUAGUGGAAAUUAAUGAUAACACCAAAAUGGCUAUAGAGCUCCUUGAUGAAAUUUUUUCUAAUAUAGGCUUUCAUAUUUUAGAGCCACAAGUAAAAUUUUCUCCAUCUUAUUAUGCAAAAGGUAUAGGAAAGCCACCUGAAAUUAUCAAUAGGCCACCAAAUAUAGUGAAGCUCUUAAAAAAAGAAAUAAAAACAUCGCAGCCACCAAAAGUUGUUAAACUUUCCCCUGUGUUGAAAUUUGAAUUAGCCCAUUGUCCACAAGAUGAGAAAAAUAUAUAUGAAGAAUGCGCUGCUACCCUUGAGCAUCUUUUGCAUACAGUUUAUUUAAAAUCCAGCAAAAUUAUUACAAAAGAAUUAAAAGUUGAAGAAAAAUAUGAAGCGAAAAAAGAAAGAGAAAAACAAGAAAACGAACAGAAAAAAUUAGAAUUAGAACAAAAAAGGAGGCUUAGGUACCAAAUUAUACAAGAAAAUAUCCAAAAAGCAAAAGAAGAAAGACAAGAAAAGCUAAGAGAAGAUUUAGAAAGAAGAAAAAUGGAGAAAGAAAACCAAGAAAAAAGAAAGAGAAAGCAGAAGGAAAAAGAAAUGAAAGAAAAAGAACAAAGAGAAAAUUUGAUAAAGCAAUGGGCUGAACAGAAGCAGCAAGCUGAUGGGGAAAAAGAAAAAGAAGAGAAGGAAAAAAUGAAGCAGAAAAAAGAAAAAUUAAAAAAAAUUGCCGAAGAAAAGAAAAAAGAACACGCAGAAAGGCUGGAAAAGCUUAUAAGUGUAAAGAUGACAGAGAAUAAAGCAAAAAGAGAAAAAGAGUCGAAAAAAGAUGAAAUAAGAAAAGAAGAGCUAGCAGUUUCAAAGAAAAUGGGGUCGAAAAUUAUCGCAGAAGCAAGAAAAGACCAUGAAAAGACUGCUCAAGCCAAACAAGAAAUUACACAGGUGAUGGAAAGUGAAGAAUUCAAGUCUUUUAUCGCUAAUUAUAUGGGGCAUAUAGAAUUAGCAUACUCUACUUAUUGCAAGCAGUCCCAAAUCAAAAUAGAAGCAGAAGAAUCCUUAUGAAAUAUGAAUUUCUCAAUUUACAAUAAAUUUUGCUCCAAUUUUGCAAUUCAUCCAGAGCUCGUCAAAACAUAUGAUCAUCAGCUCAUAUUCAAAACCAUUACCAAGCAUAAAAAUGGAUCUGAAAAGGUCAUAGAUAAAGAAGAUUUUAUUAAAGCACUCAUUAUGAUUGCAUCUUCAGCAAGAAAAUCAUUAAACGACAACGAAAGCGAAUUCUUCACAAUUGAUACAGUUAAAAAACUAUUUGAGUAUAUUGGAAUGAAUUUCAAUAUAAAAAUAUGAAAACAAAAAAUAUAUGAAAGCUUGUAUGGGAUAAAGAAAAGACCUCACAGACUAGCAUUUAAUAAUAGUAGCCACAAUAGCGAUGAAGAAGAAGGGGCAAAAGCACUUUUAUCAAGCAUUUCUCAGAAAAGUUUGACGUGGAGAACCAAGGCAAGUAAUCCAAGCCUUUUUAAGUCAGAAAGCCAAGUGAUGAAAUUGCUGCCGAAAAUUGAAGAAAAUACAAAGAAACACUCAGAAAGUCCGAAAAGAUUACGGAAAAAUGAGAAUUUGAAAGAUUUUAAAAUGAGUCAAGAAGAGAGUCCUAAUAUUUUAAGGAAAAAAUCCCAGGAUAAUUCUAAAGGAUCUAAAAUAGGAGAUAAAGUGAUACAAGAAAUUGCGAAACUUGAAGAAGAAGUGGUACAGAAGAAUAAUGAAGAAAUAGAUAUGGGCGAAGACCUAUUUGGUUAA
Molecule: messenger RNA, 6030 nt
Organism: Blepharisma stoltei
Lineage: Eukaryota; Ciliophora; Heterotrichea; Heterotrichida; Blepharismidae
Source: the annotation of a GenBank genome assembly